Molecule: messenger RNA, 512 nt
Organism: Prorocentrum cordatum
Lineage: Eukaryota; Dinophyceae; Prorocentrales; Prorocentraceae
Source: the annotation of a GenBank genome assembly
GCCCGGGUCGUCGGCGCCGAGUUCGCGCGGCUCGAUGGUUCCGUCGCCGUCGACGCCCUGGCGCAGGGCGACCUCGGCGACCUCGAGCUGGAGGAGCCCCUCGUCGUGGUGCCUGCCGUCUGCCUCCCUUGCGACGCCGCUGGCUCGCUCGCCUCCGUAGACUAUGUCUCGGUGGCGCUGCGGUCGGCCCUGGGCGAGGAGAUGCCUGCAGACGUGGCCUGCAUGAAGAGCUGCGCGGAGAUCGAGUUUUUCGAUUCAGCUUGCGCGGCGGCGCAGCCCGACGUGCUCUUGCUGGCCGAUCUCGGCCCGCGGCCCGACGACUGGAACAUCGGGGCCUUGCUCCCCUCCGUCGCGUUCCCCGCCCACGCCCCCGGGGCGGCCCGGGGCGCGUCGGCACCCAGCUCGCCGUCGAUGGCCAGAUCAACUGGGGAGGUCGCCGCCGACGAGCAGGGCGGCGAGGGCGUGGGAGACGACGAGGUCGACGCAGCCCGCAAGGAGGCUGCCGCGCAGGA